Striga hermonthica is the source of this 825-nucleotide messenger RNA. Lineage: Eukaryota; Viridiplantae; Streptophyta; Magnoliopsida; Lamiales; Orobanchaceae. The record is from the annotation of a GenBank genome assembly.
AUGGCAAAAUCGAACAAGCCGCAAACAAAAACCAACUCCCGAUCCUUGAAAAAUUUAUCAAACAAGUGCAAGAAGGUUGUCCGCAGGGAGGCCCCUCUACCCGAGCCAUCGAAAAUCAAAGAAUGGGAAAAUGCCUUGUGCUCGGUCUGCUUGGAAUCCCCUCACAACGCAGUCCUCUUACUCUGCACGUCCUACGAAAACGGGUGUCGAGCCUACAUGUGUGCCACGAGCCACCGAUUUUCCAACUGCCUCGAACAAUACAUGAAAGCCUAUGCCAAGACGACACAUUCUCGGCAAGACUCGACUGCCGAAAAGGAUGAUUAUUCCAAACGAGACGAACCCAAUUCAGUCGAAAAUCCCGAGCUCCCGUGCCCACUCUGCCGCGGGCAGGUCAAAGGGUGGACCGCGGUCAAACCCGCACGUAAGUUCCUCAACUCGAGGAAACGAAACUGUGCUCGUCGUGAUUGCUCGUUUUUCGGGACCUAUAAACAGAUCAAGAAGCACGUGAAGUCGGAGCACCCUUCGGCGAGGCCUCGGGAAGUGGACCCCACGCAAGCCGAGAAAUGGAAGAGGCUCGAGGACGAGAGGGAAGUGAUCGACGUGCUGAGCACGAUCAGGCCUGGGUCGAUCGUGAUCGGUGAUUAUGUGAUAGAGAACGGGCUUGGGCUUGGGUCCGGUGGGAUGUUCGGGUGGGCCCGGCCUAGUUUUUUGUCGGGUUUUGACGGUGGCCCCUUUGGUUCUAGGAGUGGAAGGCGAGGAGGGAUAUCGGGUAUGGGUCGUCUGCAUGCGAGGCUGUUGUUCGGGAGGCAGAUGGGAAGGUUAUGA